AAGCGUGUUUUCCCUGGUGUAACCUUAGCACACGUAUCUGGUAACCUGACUGAAUGAGCCCUAUGGCUUUUCAAUUGUCUGUUUGGUGCUACAGAGUGAGGAAGAGACUGCAUUAUACUUAACAUCUCACUACAGUUGAGGCUCAAAGAACGGCUAGCGAGAAUGCCUGUGGGGAAAAGAGACCGUCCUUCCUCAGCAUCAGGACGGAUAGAAACUGUUCCCAGCUUCCUCUCUGAGCUGGUGUGUCCAGAGGAGGGAAGCCCCUUUGGACCAUGGUCCCUCGGAAUGUCCAGUGGCCCAGAACAGCCCCCAGAAUGGAUGCAAAGAGAGCUUCUGAAACAGAACCCGCGCAGGCACUCCCUUCACCUGGGAGAACCGGCCCACGGGAGGACAGCACUGGGUCACGAAGCUAAUCCAAACCACACAUCCCACAACCUGGAGGUACUGUGUCUGGAAGAAGUCGAGUUUGAUGUGUUUGAUGCCAGUGUGCUGCUUUACCUGAGUGGUGUGGCAUGGAUUGACCAGAAGGUCUCUCUUGAGAGCCUCCAGAAGCUGAAGCUGGCGUUCGAGGAAUAUGAAAUGGAAGGUUUAAGGUCUCUAGAUGAGAGGAGUUUUGGACUCAUAUUGAGGAAGUGCUUGGGUCUGCACAAUACAAGCAAUUCACAGAUUCAAGACUUGUUCAUGAAGAUUGAUUACAUGAGGCAGGGGAAAAUUGCAUGGGAUGAGUUCUGCACUUACAUGCAGCUGGAGUACAGCAAGCGAGAGGAGUGUGCACUCCGCAGGAAGCAGGCAGCAUUCUCUCUGCCGGCCAAGGUCAAGCCCUUCACCCACGGGGAGCCCGUCCUGAGGAUCCGCACCGUUUCCGACGGCACUGUGGUGACCUUACACGAGGACGGGUCCGUGCAGUACUGGAGCCCUGAACUCCAACUCCAGAAGUCCAAAACAAGCUUUCACGCUGGUCCGUAACCUCUCUCCACCACCCCGUCAUCCAGGGACCGAGAGAUCCGACUUUAUGAGCUCUCGACUCUGGAGGCUUACUGCCAGAUUAGCGGCCUAGAGACACUGCCUCUGAUGUUAGACUACUGCCUCACAGGAGCUGAUGAAUGCUCCAUCCUGUACGGAGACUGCCAAGGAUGCGUGAAUAUCAUAUUAAUGUCCUCCGUAGGGGAAACACUAAGAUUAUGGAAGAACCUACCAAAAACAGAGAAUGUGCCCACCAUCACACUGGAGCAUGCAACAAUGUCUUCAAACGUGACUUUCAUCCGAUGGAAGGUUCACCAAGACUGGGUUACAAAGGUGAAGUAUUUUCCAAACUUCUCUGCGGUUGUGUCUUCAUCCAAUGACGAGGCCUCCUCUGUCGUCAUAGGCUGUGUGCAGCCUUCCACCAACGUGGAGCAGAAGAUUAAGGAGAUCACAGAGGGCAUCAGCGAAGGCAAGGCCAAGAAGGUCCAGCUCAACUGGACGCCCCAACCUCGGCUGGCCUGCGACCAGACCGUCUUCAGCGCCUACAAAGGCGUGAAGACAUACGACCUUUGUAAGAAACACGACUUGCUGGUGACCGGUGGCAUGGACCGACUCGUGCGCUUGUGGAACCCUUGUGUCCCUGGGAAACCCACUGGCAUUCUGAAAGGCCACGCUGCCCCUAUUUUCUACCUGUGCAUUUCCUCAGAGGACGGUCAGAUCUUCUCCGUCUCGAUGGACACCACUGUGAAGAUCUGGGAUAUCGAAGAUCAGUCUUGCGUGUUUAACACUCAGCCCAAAGCCAGCCUUAUCCACGGUGACCUGUCUGCAUGUCUGUACUCACCCUGCAUGAAAACCAUCUUCAUCGCUGCCGACCACAUGUGUCUGCUCUCCCUUAAGACAAGGCGAAGAAUUCCGGGUCAUGUGAUCGCGUCCCACGGCGAGCCGGUGAUGUGCUGCGGCUACAGUGAGCAGCUACGCAAGGUUGUGAGCUGUUCUGAGGGCUCGGUGAUUAAAGUGUGGGAUUUCGAUACCGGACGCCAGGUCUUUGAAUUCGGGGAAGCACACGGAACCUCAGCUGUUACAUGCAUGACCUUUGACCCCCAAGGGAGGAGACUGAUCACUGGAGGUAGAGAUGGCUGUCUCAAGAUUUGGAACUUCAACAAUGGCCAAUGUCUGAAGAUACUCAAAAGGGAAGGUGAAUGCCAGGAAAUAUGUGACUGUGCUUAUCUGACAAUCCACAGAAAUGUCUAUGUUAUAUCUGCUGGCUGGAACCGCAUGAUUGACAUUUUCCCUGACUCUCCUGAGGAUCCCCGUCUGCUGACGAGCCCACAGCCGGCCUGGCCCGAUGAUCUGAGGGGGGGGCACAGGGAGGACAUCCUCUGCCUGGCCCAGUGCCCCCCGGCCCUGCUGGCCACGGGGAGCUACGACGGGGAGAUCCUGGUGUGGAACGGCGUCUCCGGACACAUCCAGUGCCGCCUCCGCAGCCUCGUCCCGGCCAAUCAGAGCCCCGCGCAGGGACUGGACCCCAGCGUUCUGACUCUAAUCUUCCUCCGGAGCGCCACAUCCAACACAGAGCACCCCUGCGUGAGGGGGCUUCUGUCCUCCGGGACAACGGGCUACGUAAACUGCUGGAAUGUGCAGAACGGAGGCCAACUCAUGUGUUGUUUUAAGGCGUCUGAACGCCAGGUCACAAAGCUGAGCCCUGCAGCAGACAGCACGGUUCUGUUCGCUGCCGACCGGGUCGGGUACAUCUCCGUCUACAACGUGCGGACCCUCAGCCAGGACCACCAGCCUCUAAGAGAAAACUUUUGGCGCGCCCACACCAGCACUAUAACCGGAUUGCAGAUUGUGGGGUACGGCCGAAUGCUGCUCACCUCCUCCACAGACUGCACGGUUCGCCUCUGGAGCACCCAUGGAGAAUUCAUCGGGACCUUCGGCCAGGCGGACAGCUGGAACCUCCGUAUCACCGCCUCCUGGGGGCACCCCACGGUCCCCCAUGAGAUCCUGGUGGAUCCCCUCAGCAUGCCGGACCACCCCGUCCUCCGAGCAGACCCGGGUGCCCCCCGCCCCGCUGACCCCCGGCACGCACACCCCGGCGUGGCGCCGCUCAAGCAGCCCGAGUCCCAGCCUCAGCCCUCAUCCAUCAGUGACAAAGACAUUGAAAAAGAAAUGAAUGGUUUAUUGUAUCAAGAGCAACACGGCGUGCGCCUUCGGCAUGAAAUAUUCAAACACAGCAACAAGUCCCCGUCGAGCGCUGGGCAGACGGUGUACCACAGUCUGAAGUGCUUUGACAUCGUGGAGCUACCAGAGAUCUGUGUGAAGCCAAACCCGACCAUAGGUGGUCCCCAGCCCAUCAUAGCUUCCUCCACUGAAGACCUGGAAACAAACCAAACCACAUAACAACAAGGAUAGUGCUUCCCACUCCUUGUUUGUUCUUUCUACAAAGUCUGAUGUUUUAUUGGCCGUUAUGUGGCCUUGUAGUCAAGGGGGAAGAGCGUGGUUAUUGCUACGCACACACGGCUGACUGCAGGCUAGUUCAGGGUCUGGUUUGACAGUUGGGAUGCAAAGAAGUUUUGCUGUAGAUGGAAUAAAAACACAAUUUGUGCUGAUAAGGGGAGUUGGGGGACAGAAAGGAUGACCUCAUCUCCCAGAGCCCCUCAGGGUUGAUAUAACUGUGGUUUUGUUGGUUGUGGUUUUAGGGACUGGUGUAGAUGAGAAGUGGGAGUGAGUGUUUAUUUAAACAGACGCUUGUCCACAGUCGAAGGAUGAGCAUAAUUCAAUGCAUAAACAAAUAAAUUCAUGAAUAAACAAAUACAUUUGAGACCUAUCAUCCAUGGGGAUAAUUGGUCUCACAAUAACUUUAUGUUCUGAAAUAAGUUUUCUAUUCAAAUGACUGAGCUUGAGUGUGAUGGGGUCGUUACUCGUCUGAUACAGUAUUGAUUGUCUUUUUUUGUUGCUCUAUUGAUUACAGUCCUAAAAUGGAGGGUUCAUUCAAUUCAUUAUCAUUGCACUGAUGAACUAGAUUCCCGGGUGCUGGCCUAGUUAGUGGGUUCUGCACCUGCUGAAUAACUGAGUUGUUUUUUUGUUGGUUCAUUGGCUCUUUAAAUAGCUUAUAACAAUUUAGGGUUAGUAGAGUAAAAUGGGACGUGGACACCUACAUUUUCUGAUUCUAUAAUUCCAUAGUAUGCACAUUCAUUCCUGCAUGCAAAAUGACUUCGAAAACCGCCAUGUCUAGUUUACUGCGAUUAAUUAUUCAUGGUUUUACCAUUUAUGUUAUCAUGUGUCAGAGAUUUCUUGGUGAAGGGAAACAAUUGUCUAAAACAUCUUUGGUGAAAUUAAAAGUCUGUAAGUAUCAUUAUUAAAGUAUCUAAAAAAAUGUAUACGGGUUAUAAAUAUGUUGGUGUGUGGAUGUGAUGACACUCCAUAUCCAUAUUAAAAACAAAACGUUCCUGGUAUAAACCAGCUUUUAUUUGUAGGUUGGUGGGU
Molecule: messenger RNA, 4449 nt
Organism: Gadus macrocephalus (Pacific cod)
Lineage: Eukaryota; Metazoa; Chordata; Actinopteri; Gadiformes; Gadidae
Gene: wdr95
Product: WD40 repeat domain 95
Exons: 30
Molecular function (GO): protein binding
Source: RefSeq, a predicted model, not a curated record